Drosophila elegans is the source of this 1686-nucleotide messenger RNA. It is a transcript of the gene D1, whose product is annotated as chromosomal protein D1. Lineage: Eukaryota; Metazoa; Arthropoda; Insecta; Diptera; Drosophilidae. Bases 325 to 1449 code for a protein of 374 amino acids. Gene Ontology annotation, molecular function: DNA binding. The transcript has 3 exons. The record is from RefSeq and is a predicted model, not a curated record.
AAUCGAUUACCCACAGGCAUCGAUAGCUUCGUUAAAAAUAUCGAAUAAGCUGUACUGGUAGCGUGCGCGUAUUUUAUACAAUUAAAACGUCCAAGCAAGCAACUCGAUUUUCGGCAAACAAAAAAGCGGUGAAGAAGAGGAGAGAAGGCUAGCGAAAAUAAGACUACUAUAGUGUGCGUGUACAAGAGAGAGCGCGUUUUAGCAAGCGUCUGUGUUUGUGUGUGUGUUUCUGUGCUUGCGGUUGUGUGUGUGAAGGGACGCCGCUAAAAAAGCCGCAGAAAAAAAGGAUUUUUCUUUAUUCGCUGGCUAUUUAAAUCCCGGAAAAUGGAGGAGGUUGUUGUUAAGAAACGCGGUCGCCCAUCAAAAGGAGGAGGUGGCGGAUCGACAGCCGUGGCUGCUUCUGCAUCGCCGGACGUCAAAAAACGCGGCCGUCCCGCCAAGAAUAAGGGCACCAGUUCGCCAGGCGGUGGACAGCGGGGUCGUCCGCCCAAGGCGGCCAAAAUCACCGAAGACGACGAUGAGGAUGAGGUAGAGGAGCCGGCUUCCGACGAGGAGCUGAACAACUCGUCCGCCAUUACGCCUUCGAAGGGCAGGGGUCGUCCCAGGAGCAUUGGCGGCGGAGGCGAUGCAGUCAAGACGCCCGGCUCCGGGUCCGCCAAAAAACGCAAAGCCGGCAGGCCCAAGAAGCACCAGCCCAGCGAUAGCGAGGAAGAAGAAGACCAGAACGUCGACGAUGAUGAUGGCAGCGCUGAGGAGAGUCGUCCGCUAGGUCGUCCACCGACAGGAGCUGUCAACUUGAACAUCGAACGCACAGGCCGUGGCCAGGGAAGACCGAAAAAGAAGGCGGCAGUAAAAAAAUCCGCCUGGAGUGCCGAAGGAGAGCCACCGAAGAAGCGCGGUCGUCCGGCAACUGGCAAGGCCGUUGGCCCCGUUCCCUAUGUGCCCACGGGCCGUCCACGUGGUCGUCCGCCAGCGAAUGACUCCACUGGCAGCCACGCUUACGUGCCCAACGGACGCCCACGUGGUCGUCCAAAGGCCAAUGCCGCUCCAGCGAAACCGGCGGCCGUUGACACUGGUGAUGAUGAGGAUGAGCAGGACGAGGACGAAGAUAAGGAGUCCGUGGAGGUUCCGAGCUCACCCGAGAAGACGGCAGUAACGCCGAAGAAACGCGGACGCCCUUCGCUGGCCGCCAAGGAUGGCGCUGCCAAGCCCCGUGGUCGUCCCACGAAAGUAACCAGCGCAGACGAUGGCGAUGACGCCGAUUCCACCGACCAGGGCGAGCACAACAACUCGAAAAAGGAGUCAAACGAUGAGGGACAGGCACGUCGUCCGGAUGGAACUCCAACUAAGGGAGAUGCCCUUAAGUGGAACUCCUCCGAUGGUGACAACGAUGCCAACGAGGAUAAUGUUUCGGACGUCUAUAACGAUGCCGAAUCGGUAGCUGCCUAAAUAUUAAAAAUACACAUUUCCAACCACCCAACCAAAAGGAAACCUUAAGCACACAAGACCACAAAAUACAAAAAAUACCAGGAGAGAACUCCUGAGAACCUUCCCCCUCCUCGAACAACAAAAACGAACCAUAACUACAUGCAUAUUCUGACUUAUUGCUAAGAAAACGUGUAACUCGGAAAAUAUUGUUUAAUUUGAUUUACAUUUUCAAAUAAAUAACAUAUAUGUCUUAGAGUA